AUGCAAAACGGAAGGCGUUGGUAUGGAGAAUAUCCAAUCUCUUUGUUUUCGGUCAUUCCACCAAACAAAAAAUGGCGAAUAUCGAAUGAAGCAGUAUCCCUAAUCCACUCUGUAGUAAGUGGACUAUGGGCCGCAUAUGCCUUACUAUUUUACCAACGUUUAUUCGACGAUCUCAUUAAUUAUCGUUGUCAGGUCGCAGUUGAAUUGAUAUAUGUUUCAUUCGGUUACCUCUUACAUGAUUUCUUUGAUCUCGUAGUGAACGAACAGUCCGCUCGAAUAAUCGAGUUACUUUUUCAUCAUGUCGUCGUAAUCACGGGAUUUGUCGUUACACUGGUAAGUGUUUUGUAGGU
Messenger RNA from Strongylus vulgaris, 350 nucleotides. NCBI's taxonomy places the organism in Eukaryota, Metazoa, Nematoda, Chromadorea, Rhabditida, Strongylidae. The record is from the annotation of a GenBank genome assembly.